Molecule: messenger RNA, 10858 nt
Organism: Coregonus sp. 'balchen'
Lineage: Eukaryota; Metazoa; Chordata; Actinopteri; Salmoniformes; Salmonidae
Source: the annotation of a GenBank genome assembly
AUCCCCCUAGGAAGCGGGUGGACUCUCCCAUGCUGACCCGUCAUGGCCGGUGCCGGCCGGAGAGGAAGAGUCUGGAGGUGCUGAGUGUGACGGAGCAGGGCUCCCCCACACCCACGCGCAGGGCGCUGGACACCUCUGCACACAGCCAGAGGUUAGACAGAUAUACACACACACACACACACACACACAUACACACACACACAGCUCGCACAUAAACACACACACAUGCACACCGAAUAUGCACACACAUAUGCACACAGUGUUGUUACGGAAAAAACACAUGAUUUCACAUGUGGAUAAUCACAUGAUUUCACAGGUGAAAGUUCCACGUUUUGUACAAGCAAAUUCUAUUUCACAUGUGAAACCAUGUGGUUUUGGAACACUUCACAUGUGAUGAUAAUUCACGUGAAGUUUCACAUGUGAUUUUCACGUGAUUACAUAACCUUUCACAUGUGGAUUCAAAUAUUCAUAUGAUGCCCUGCAAACAAAAAGUUAAUAGGAUGUCCCCAGAACGUCACUAAAUUGCUACGGUGUUUUCCACUUAGAUAUUUGACACACAUGAUUACAUUGUGUAUUUGUACAGUAAUUAUUAUUCAACAUGUCCUCACCUGGGAUUUGAACUCACAACCUUUUAGUUCAUAGCAUUACGAUCUUCCUGUUACGCCACCAUGUCUGUGUCAAUGACUGAUUUCACGUAUUCCUACACUUUGGACUUCAAAGUAAAUCUCAGCUUUGUAUAAUACACUCAAGAAAAACGAUUAUAUUGAUAUUCAGGAGUAACCUUAAAACAGAAUAAUAUGCCCCACUAACAUAAGACAACUAUACAGAAAACCCUCAAAUUGUUGAGAUAAAUAAAUGAAAUCAAUGAUGAGAGAAUAGUCAGAUUAACUGAUAACUACAAUAGCAGUGCAGAUGGCACACUUUUUCUAUGUGCAGAGAUGUAUUAUAGGUAAUGAAUGUGUAUGUGACUUCUUAGAAUGCUACAGACUUUGUGAUGCAGCAGAAAGAUCAGCGUAACCCAAAUCCAGAGGUUGUGAGUUCAAAUCCCAGGUGGGGUCAUAUUGAGAAGUCAGUACUAAGUGAUUAUGUCAAAUGUAGUCAUUGAUGAAAGAUUUGUACACCUUUUUAGUACACAUUUUAGCUCAACAGCAUACCAUUUAGCUUAAAACCCCCAUGCCAUUUCAUUACUUCCCUUACAAAAACACGUGAAAUUUGCAGUUUCACAUUAUGAAGCUGAAAUUGAGCUGAAAUCUUCACAUGAGAAAAUAAGAAGCACAUGUAUUCAAUAUAGAGUUCACAUGUUAACACCUUUUCACAUGUGAGGAGUAUAAAAUGUUUUCACCUCACAUGUGAAUUGCAGAUUCACAUGUGGAUUUUGCACUUUCACAUGUGAAAAACUUUCAGACGUGUAAAUUGAAUUUGCACUUUCAUAUGUGACCGACCGGCUCGAUUCGGUCUUAUGUAGCAACAUUUGAAAUGGUGAGACUAGAGAUAGAAAAUUGUAUAUCAUACACUACAGUUGAGGAACAAUGGGAAAGUAAAUCAGCUUUGAAAGUUGAUCAACUUGUUACCUCACUUUUGAGAAAAUGGCCUUUGAAUGUUUUGGUACACCUACUGGAGAGCUCUUCUUUGUCUACACCCAUUCAGCAUCGUUCACACCCUCUUUCCCACCCAUCUCUUUAAGGAUUCACAUGUGAGGCCAUGUACUAAACAACCAAAGAUUUCAAGACUAAAGGCUGGUUUAUACUACGGGUGUGUUCGUAAAUUUCAUCUGGAGUGCCAGAGUGUGCUCUGGGCGUUCGUAAACUCAGAGCGUUGUCAGAUUGUCCGUUCGUAAAUUCAGAGCCUUUCGCUCUCGGAGUGUUCAGAGCGCACACUAGACGCUCUGGCCGAAGAAUUAGGGUUGAUCCGAGCGUUCUGUCCUAACAACAGUCGUCAAGCACCCAAGCUAACUGGCUAACAUUGGCUAGCUUUCUAGCUACUUCCAGACACAAAUGAGAGUACAGCUCACUCUGACCAUUUUACUCGCCCUAGCAGAGCUGGUUAGGCUGUUUUUAUGUUAUCCAGAGCGUUGGUGACUGCAACUGUGCUGCUGGCAACAAUGUAAUUACGCUUUUUUGCCAACGUUUACUGACACCGGCCAUAUUCAACGGGUGUUGAGCGUUCGUAAAUGUGUCAAUUAUUGUGCGCUCUGGCACACUCAGACGAGAGUGCUCUGAAAUCGGAGUAGAUAGCCAAAGUGAAUUUACAAGCUAUGUCUAUCGACAGUUGUCGCAGUGACAUCAUGAACAUUCUAUUAAAAUGGUUACUUGCAUAGUGGAGUCUUUUGUUUAGACAUAUAGCUAGCUAGCUAAACAAUUAACCAUAAUCCCAACUCAUAACGUUACUACCCUGCAUGAAUCUGCAGGUACAGUGGCUUGCGAAAGUAUUCCAGGUUGCCUUACAACCUGGAAUUAAAAUCGAUUUUUUGGGGGGUUUGUAUCAUUUGAUUUACACAACAUGCCUACCACUUUGAAGAUGCAAAAUAUUAUUUAUUGUGAAACAAACCUUGAGCGUCAAAGUCAAUACUUUGUAGAGCCACCCUUUGCAGCAAGUACAGCUGCAAGUCUCUUGGGUUAUGUCUCUAUAAGCUUGGCACAUCUAGCCACUGGGACCUUUGCCCAUUCUUCAAGGCAAAACUGCUCCAGCUCCUUCAAGUUGGAUGGGUUCCGCUGGUGUACAGCAAUCUUUAAGUCAUACCACAGAUUCUCAAUUGGAUUGAGGUCUGGGCUUUGACUAGGCCAUUCCAACACAUUUAAAUGUUUCCCCUUAAACCACUCAAGUGUUGCUUUAGCAGUAUGCUUAGGGUCAUUGUCCUGCUGGAAGGUCUCAAAUCUCUGGAAGACUGAAACAGGUUUCCCUCAAGAAUUUCCCUGUAUUUAGCGCCAUCCAUCAUUCCUGCCGAUGAAAAACAUCCCCACAGCAUGAUGCUGCCACCACCAUGCUUCACUGUGGGGAUGAUGUUCUCGGGGUGAUGAGAGGUGUUGGGUUUGCGCCAGACAUAGCGUUUUCCUUGAUGGCCAAAAAGCUCAAUUUUAGUCUCAUCUGACCAGAGUACCUUCUUCCAUAUGUUUGGGGAGUCUCCCACAUGCCUUUUGGCGAACACCAAACGUGUUUGCUUAUUUUUUUCAUUAAGCAAUAGCUUUUUUCUGGCCACUCUUCCGUAAAGCCCAGCUCUGUGGAGUGUACAGCUUAAAGUGGUCCUAUGGACAGAUACUCCAAUCUCCGCUGUGGAGCUUUGCAGUUCCUUCAGGGUUAUCUUUGGUCUCUUUGUUGCCUCUCUGAUUAAUGCCCUCCUUGCGCCUGGUCUGUGAGUUUUGGUGGGCGGCCCUCUCUUGGCAGGUUUGUUGUGGUGCCAUAUUCUUUCCAUUUUUUAAUAAUGGAUUUAAUGGUGUUCCGUAGGAUGUUCAAAGUUUCUGAUAUUUUAUUAUAACCCAACCCUGAUCUGUACUUCUCCACAACUUGGUCCCUGACCUGUUUGGAGAGGUCCUUGGUCUUCAAGGUGCUGCUUGCUUGGAAUACCUGGGAUAGGAUAAAGUAAUCCUUCUACCCCCCCCCCCCCCAAAAAAAAAAAAUUGUAAAGUGGUUAUCCCACUGGCUAUAGGGUGAAUGCACCAAUUUGUGAGUCGCUCUGGAUAAGAGCGUCUGCUAAAUGACGUAAAUGUGCCCUUGAGCAAGGCACUUAACCCUAAUUGCUCCUGUAAGUCGCUCUGGAUAAGAGCGUCUGCUAAAUGACUAAAAUGUAAAUGUAAAUGUAAAAUGUGAUGCCCCUUGCUUGGUGUGGUGUUGCAGACUCUGGGGCCUUUCAGACAGGUCUAUAUAUACUGAGAUCAUGUGACAGAUCAUGUGACACUUAAGAUUGCACACAGGUGGACUUUAUUUAACUAAUUAUGUGACUUCUGAAGGUAAUUGGUUGCACCAGAUCUUAUUUAGGGGCUUCAUAGCAAAGGGGGUGAAUACAUAUGCACGCACCACUUUUCCAUUAUUUAUUUUUUAUAAUUUUUUUUAACAAGUUAUUUCACUUCACCGAUUUGGACUAUUUUGUGUAUGUCCAUUACAUGAAAUCCAAAUAAAAAUCCAUUUAAAUUACAGGUUGUAAUGCAACAAAAUAGGAAAAAUGCCAAGGGGGAUGAAUACUGGCACUGUAGCUAACCAACCAGGUUCAAUGUUAGCUAGCUAACAUUAGGCUAUAACUAGCAAUGCAAAUGGCUCUGAGAUACGAAUAAUAUUAGUACACAGAUCAUACACGUAACGUUAGCUAGCGAGCCAGCCAGCUAAUGUUUGCUUGCUAGCUAACAGUACACGUUAACUUUAAAUGAAAACAACUUUCUGAUAAAAUUAGAAAUGUGUAAUAUCUGAAAAUGUAGCUAGCUAGACUAUCUUACCCGUAUACAUGGAUGGAUGCUUCUCCCCAUCCGUCACGGAUGCCUUUGGUUUCCCUUAGUUUGAAGAUGUAAUCCGGAGACAGGUGUGUUCUCCUUUUGACUCCGUCUGCAUAUUUGCAAUCAAACGCCAGAAUUUUCUCCAUCUCCUUAGCUAUCAUACUCUAAUUCCACUGAUUUCAAAACUCGGUCCUCCAGAAAGUGGAAAGCAACACUUAUGCAGUUCUGCUACGUGACAUCUUUAAAAAAAGUUGCGUUAGAAAGGAUUACCAAUACAUACUGACCAGCUCAUGUUAUAGACAGAAGCGUGCUACAUGGCAGACCAAUCUGAACUCGUCUCUCGGCAUGUCCAGCCCACUCAUUAUCUCAGCCAAUCAUGGCUAGCGAAAGGUUGCUGUGUUUUUCCGUGGCUAAACCAACUAGGCUCGUAAUUUAACAAUUGUAUUUGUAUUUACAGAUGGCAUACAAGUUUGUUAUUAAGGCACAUGAAAGUUCACAUGUUCCAGAAGGCAUUUCUGCCAAAAAACGCAUUUUGAUUUUUAAAAAAGUUUACGUUCUCCUGUGAAGUAGUGACGCGCGACAUAUGCCUAGAUUCCUGAAGUGAGUGACAUAUGUGAACAGUUCUCACAUGUGGAUUUGCAUUUUCACAUGUGAAAAACUUUCACGUGAAUAUCGGAUUUGCACUUUCACAUGUGAAAAACGUUGAAAUGUUGUGACACGUGUAGUUUCAUGUUAUCACAUGUUGCUUUGACAUGUUUUCACGUUAUCACAUUAACUUAACGUAAGAUCACAUGUGAUCACGUGAAAUUUAUGUGGUUUUUCCAUAAGGGGGACCAUGCUAUGUGUUUCUGUACCAGUGUUGUCUGAUAGUGGUAUUUUGUCCUCCAGGUCUCGUUCUGUCAGUGGAGCUUCAACAGGGCUCUCGUCAAGUCCCCUCAGCAGUCCCAGGGUAAGUCACGAUUGGCCAACUCUUAUCUUAUCAUGCUUGGCCAACUCUUAUCUUAUCAUGCUUGGCCAACUCUUUUACAAAUGGACACACAUUUACACUACCUGAUUAUAAUUAUAAAGGUAGUUCUACUGUAGAAUUGAUAAAAUACCAUACCUGUAAUAUCAGUAUAUUUUUGUACAUAAGUAUAUUUUGGAUUUGAUGAACUCACAUUCAGAUGAGACUACCUUUUGUUCAUGGUGAAAUGUGCUUACUGCACAGCUACACUACUGUGAUUUGAUUGCGUUUCUCUGUACUGAACUGAAUUGUAAUUGUACCUGUUCUUCUGAGACUGUCACUUGUCCUGACUGUCCAUCACCCUCAUACUGUCCCAUUCUGAGCCAUUACCCAUACCAUGGACACCAUCACAUACACACACACACAAAUGCACGAACGGACGCGUGCACACACACACACACACACACAGCAAUAGUAAGGGAGUCACACAAGAGACACACACAGAUAAGAUCACAUAUUAGCCCUCAAAUUGAAAGGGCCUCUGGACCUAUAUUCAAAAUGGACUCUAUUCAAUUUACAUAAUAAGAUAAAUAACAGAAUAUUCAUAAUUUGAUAAAUCUCUACAAUUAGAAAUGUAAUUACAAUCAGAAGUCUACAGUUUAUUCAUAAAUCAUAACUCAUGACCAUUGCUCUCUUCAUCUUUCCAUCUUUCCUUCCCUCCUUCCCUCCUCUCCAUCCCUCUGUCCUUUCUCUUCCCACCCAUCAGAGCCCAGUUUUCACUUUCAGCCAAUCAGAAGUCACCUCCGCCUCCACCACCCACUCCAAAGACCCCAAACCAGGAAGUGCAACCACUCCCCGGCCGACACAACGGACGACCGUGCCCGACCCCAAAACCCAGACCCUACCCUCCAAAGGGCUCUCUGAUCGCCCCCACUUUCAGUCCAUGAAGUCACUACCUCUCCAAGCUCCCCCCUCUCCGUCCCCCUCACCCAUCCUCUCCCCCAUCCCUCGCUUCUUCUUUUUCCCCGCCCCCUCCGUCUUUAAGUCGGUCACUAAGAGCACCUAUCCUAACUCUGCCCCUGUGCCACAGGUCACCCCUCAGGGGUCUCCACUCCCCACCCCCCUGGGCACCCCCGUCCACCACCCCCAGCACCCUCCGCCCACUCCUCCCUCUUCCUCCUCUUCCUCUUCCUCCUCGCGGGCGGAGGGAGGCGGCGGGGGCGGGGGUGGAUCCCUCUCCCUUACCCCACCCUCAAGCCCCGGAGGCAGCGGGGGGAUGGCCGCCAGUAGCUCUGCCCACUGGAGGACACGCCUCAACUCCUUCAAGAACAAUCUGCUGGGAUCGCCACGCUUCCACAGACGCAAACUGCAGGGUGAGAGAGAGGGGGGAGUGUGGGCAAGCUGCAGUGUGAGAGGGGAGGGGGGGGGGGGUAUGGGCAAACUGCAGGGGGAGAGAGGUGAAUUCUAUUUCAAUUCAGGAAUUUGGCAAUUCGAUGUAUUUCAUUUCAUUUGAUGGAGUCAAAAUGGAAUUGGGCCAAACCUUGAUGUUUGGAUAUCUAAACUAAAUUAUAUGAUAUAAACAAUUAUAUGCAUUGUGAUUCAUAUUUUAAAUCAAAUCAAAUCAAUUGAUUACAGUGCAGUAUACCUAACAAUACAAAACAAUAAACACAAAUCCCCAAACUAAAAAUAAAGAAAUUAAGAAAUAUCAGAACAAGCAAUGUCAGAGUCCGGAAUAUAAAUAUAUAUGGAUAUAAUGGUGUGUAUAGACAGUAUGGACAGUAUAUGAAUAGGAAAGGUGUGUUACAGCCUGAAUUCAAAAUGGAUUAAAUAUAUAUUUGUUUCUCACCUGUCUACCCCCAAUAACACAUCAUGACAAAGUGAAAACAUGUUUUUGUAAAUUUAUUGAAAAUGAAAUACAGAAAUAUCUAAUUUACAUAAGUAUUCACAUGUUAGAAUCACCUUUGGCAGCGAUUACAGCUGUGCGUCUUUCUGGGUAAGUCUCUAAGAGCUUUGCACACCUGGAUUGUACAAUAUUUGCCUAUUAUUAUUUUAUAAAUUCUUCAAGCUCUGUCAAAUUGUUGGUUGAUCAUCGCUAGACAACCAUUUUCAAGUCUUGCCAUAGAUUUUCAAGCAGAUUUAAGUCAAAACUGUAACUCAGCCACUCAAGAACAUUCACCUUCUUCUUGGUAAGCAACUCCAGUGUAGAUUUGGCCUUGUGUUUUAUGUUAUUGUCCUGCUGAAAGGUGAAUUAAUCUCCCAGUGUCUGAUGGAAAGCAGACUGAACCAGGUUUUCUUCUAGGAUUUUGCAUGUGCUUAGCUCCAAUCUGUUUCUUUUUUUAAUCCUGAAAAACUACCCAGUCUUUAACGAUUACAAGCAUACCCAUAACAUGAUGCAGCCACCACUAUGCUUGAAAAUAUGGAGAGUGGUACUCAGUAAUGUGAUAUAUUGGAUUUGCCCCAAACAUAACACUUUGUAUUCAGGACAAAAAGUGAAUUGCUUUGCCACAAUUUUUGUAGUAUUACUUUGGUUCCUUGUUGCAAACAGGAUGCAUGUUUUGGAAUAUUUUUAUUCUGUACAGGCUUCAAUUAGGUUAGUAUUGUGGAGUAACUACAACGUUGUUGAUCCAUCCCCAGUUUUCUCCUAUCACAGCCAUUAAACUCUGUAACUGUUUUAAAGUCACCAUUGGCCUCAUGGUGAAAUCCCCUAAGCGAUUUCCUACCUCUCCGGCAACUGAGUUAGGAAGGAUGCCUGUAACUUUGUAGUCAAUGGGUGUAUUGAUACACCAUCCAAAGUGUAAUUAAUAACUUCACCAUGCUCAAAGGGAUAGUCAAUGUCUGCUUUUUUCCCCCCAUCUACCAAUAGGUGCCAUUAGAAAACCUCCCUGGUCUUUGUGGUUGAAUCUGUGUUUGAAAUUCACUGCUCGACUGAGGGAUCUUACAGAUAAUUGUAUGUGUAGGGUACAGAGAUGAGGUAGUCAUUCAAAAAUCAUGUUAAACACUAUUAUUGCACAGAGAGAGUGAGUCCAUGCAACUUAUUAUGUGACUUGUUAACCACAUUUUUUCUCCUGAACUUAUUUAGGCUUGCCAUAACAAAGGGGUUGAAUACUUAUUGACUCAAGACAUUUCAGCUUUUAAUUUUUAAUUAAUUUGUAAACAUUUCUAAAAACAUCAUUCCACUUUGACAAUAUGGGUUAUUGUGUGUAGGCCAGUGGAAGAAAAAAACCUCAAUUUAAUCCAUUUUAAAUUCAGGCUGUAACACAACAAAAUGUGGAAAAAGUGAAGGGUUGUGAAUACUUUCUGAAGGCACAUAACUAGAAUACAGUAUAUACAUAUGAAGUGGGUAAAACAGUAUGUAGACAUGAUUAAAGUGACCAGUAUGUGCAUAUUCUCUUCUCAAAGUAGCCACAGUCUCUUCUACCAUUGCAGAAGGACCGUAGUGUACUAUACGGUGCUCAAAUUAAUUAGACAGAUUGGUAAUUAAAUCAAUGAAACUGAAUCUCAUCAAGUGAUGUCAUCAAGUUCUACUUCCCUCUCUCCCUCUCCACCCUCUCUCUCUCUUUCUCCUUCUUUUUCUAACUUUCCCUCUAUAUAUAACUCCCCCAUCUCUCUCUCUCUGACUCUCUCUUCUUUCUCUCUCUCUUUCUUCCCGCCCCCUCUCUCUCUUUCUUUCUCUCUCCAUCUCUCUCCUUUUGCUCUCCUGUAGUUCCAACACCGGAGGACAUGUCCAGUCUAACUCCAGAAUCAAGUCCAGAGUAAGUAGAUAAUCAUAGACAUACACAGUUAGUCUAUCUAUAUCCAUCAGUAUGACUGUCCUGCCUGUCAUGUAAAAUGCUAUCUAUCUGCUAGCCUGUAACACGUUUCUAUGCUGCAUGUUUCGGUAACACUUCAUAUCAACUUCCUUGAAUAAGCCAUUAUAAAUACUUAUAAAUGUUCAUAAGCAUCUAUAUCUAACAUGCAUUUUAAAUGUAGACUCUUAAAAAUAUAAAAAUAUGAAUAUAUAACUAUUAAGAAUGCUUCUGAAUUGCAGGCUGGCCAAGAAGUCGUGGUUUGGGAACUUCAUCAGCCUGGAAAAGGAGGAACAGAUAUUUGUUGUCAUUAGAGACAAACCACUUAGUUCCAUCAAAGCUGAUAUAGUCCAUGCCUUCUUGUCUGUAAGUAUCUCUUCCUCUAUCCUCAUUCAUUCUUCCUCUCUAUCUCUCUCUCUGACAACUCUCUCUUUCUUUUUCUCUCUCGCUCUCGCUCCCUCUAUCUCCUUCUCUUUAAUUCUGUAUCUGCACCUUCCCGUCACUCAGUUUCCGUGAAAGGCCUGUACAGCCAUGAUGCAAAGAUACACAACCACAUUCAUAAAACAUGAACAAAUAAACAUUGAUGAACAUCUUGUAAGGCUUGUAAAGCUGUUUCCACCUCUGUUUCCAAUGCUGUGUUUUUACAUGACAUCUGUCCAGAUCCCGUCCCUGAGUCACAGCGUCGUCUCCCAGACCAGCUUCAGAGCAGAGUAUAAGUCCUCUGGCGGCCCCUCCGUCUUCCAGAAGCCCGUUAAGUUCCAGGUGGACAUCGCCUUCUCUGAGGGAGAGAGGGAGAGAGAGAGGGAACGAGCCGAGAGGGAAGGGAAGAGAGAGAAUGGCAUCUACAGUGUGACUUUCACCCUUAUAUCAGGUAGUGGUUCCCAAACUUGUUUGUGAUACAGUAAGACUUUUUUAAAGUGUUCUUGCGACCCACCAAGGGGCAAAUCCUAACUUUCACUUAAGGCGAAUUGUCACUUAGUUAUGAAUUGAUGUCAAUGGGAAUAGGAUUUUCAAGUGAAAAUUUGACUUAAGCGGAAGGUUAGGAUUCUCUUGAAGUUACAGUUUAAUUAGUCUAUGAGACUUUUGUUGGCAAAAAUGUGUAAUCAGUGUUUGGCAUGAUUUUAUCCUAUAUUUUAUCCUAUAAUAUAUCCCCAACAUAUACCAUGAAACUGUCAGGAGACAGUUAACAGAACUCAUUAUACAUGUAGGUAAUUCAUCUUAAAGUGAUGCGGGGCAGUGUAUACCUUGACUGAGUGUUUGUCUGUCUCCUUAGGUCCAAGUCGCAGGUUCAAGAGAGUGGUGGAAACGAUUCAAGCCCAGCUACUUAGUACUCAUGAUCAGCCAUCUGUGCAGGCACUUGCUGGUGGGUCCCCUCACACACACACACACACACACACACACACACACACACACACACACACACACACACACACACACACACACACACACUAUUUAUAUCUCUGUCUUCAUCAAACUCAUGUCUUUCUAUCUUUUUCUCCCCAGAUGAGAAGAAUGGGCAACUGACCUCGCGUCCGCCCGGCACCCCGACCCGGCAAAACUCCCGACGUUCGGAAGGAGGUGGGGACCGGGGGGAGAGGUGUGAGCGUGGUGACGCAGGGAUAGGGGGCAGCGGGAGCGUACUUCAAAGGAGGGGCUCGGGCAAAGACAAGACCAGACUCCUUUCCUCCAACGGGACACAGUCCCAGCCC